AUGCGUUGGUUCGAGGUGCAGGAUUACAUCGGGUCGCUUCGUCCGAUCUAUAUUGUUUCGAAAGCAUGUCUUGUUCACUUCAGUACACUGGAUCUAAGCACUGCAACCGCGCAAAGAACGCUGUUUGGCCAAGUCAGGCUGGUCUUUACGGUAUUCAUGGAUAUCAUCCUGUUCACGUUUGCUAUACGAAGCCUAACGUUGUACCUCGAGGUGACCGAUUCGCUUCUUCUGAACGGUGGUCUUUUCGCCUCGCUUGCGUUGACAUUCAUUUUUUCUACGAUUCUUCCUCUGUGGAACAGUCAUACGGACGUUAAGAUGUACCAGUUGUACAAAAAUAUUGCGAUUUGUGAUGUAGAGUUGCUUAAUUUGGGAUUCACUGAGAACCAUUCCCGUCACCACAUGAUGAGCAUCAUCUUGCUCUGUAAUUCCAUGAUGAUGGUGGCUUAUAUAAUGAUAGCAAUCGCCUUCUUUCCAUCAUAUCUGGAAUGGCUUGGUGUUGCCAAACUGUUUCCAUCGGGGUGGACUACCUUAUCCUACGUUCGUACCAACCUGGUGAUGGGAGUCUUUGUCACUCAAACCACUUUGACACUGCAUUCGUUACGAAAGCGGUUCCAGAUGCUCAAUCAAGCAAUAUGCAAAUACCUACCAACCACAAUCCAGUCAAAACUAUCGAUACCGAACCCAAAGCUGACAUCGCUCCUGAUCCGGAAGUUUACCACCCUCCACGAUCUGCUCAGUGACACCGUGAACCUGUACAACUUCUGCUACUCCCCAAAAGCCAUCUUCAUAGCAGCUUCCUACUUCGGACUCACUCUGUUCUCCUGGUUCGGACUGAUCCACGCGUUCACCGCUAGUACGGACGUGACUACGUUCCGGAUGUCCGUGGCAAACGUCGUCUACGAUUGCUUCUUCCUGGUGUUGUUCGGUCUCCUAGUAUCGUUCUCGUGCCUAGUCAAUCGUGAGUGCCAUCGUACCGCAAUCCUCCUCCACAAGGUCGUCUGCUACGGAUCCUUCGACAGGCGGACCACCAAACAACUUCGUUGCUUUUCGCAGCAGCUUUGGCACCAGCUGCCAAAGGUUUCCAGCCGGUUGUUUGACUUCGAGUGGGAGUUGUUCUAUCACACUUCGGGAGCACUGGCAACCUAUCUGGUCAUCCUGAUUCAGUUCGAUCUGGGUAACAUCAACUACAAGAGGCUUCCGCAGGGAAUUUUGUAA
Molecule: messenger RNA, 1215 nt
Organism: Culex quinquefasciatus (southern house mosquito)
Lineage: Eukaryota; Metazoa; Arthropoda; Insecta; Diptera; Culicidae
Product: putative gustatory receptor 28b
Exons: 4
Coding region: 1-1215 (404 amino acids)
Biological process (GO): sensory perception of taste
Cellular component (GO): axon; dendrite; membrane
Source: RefSeq, a predicted model, not a curated record